This is a messenger RNA of Zea mays, 1486 nucleotides long. RefSeq lists its product as uncharacterized. The transcript is spliced from 3 exons. The record is from RefSeq and is marked provisional. Bases 74 to 1144 code for a protein of 356 amino acids. NCBI's taxonomy places the organism in Eukaryota, Viridiplantae, Streptophyta, Magnoliopsida, Poales, Poaceae.
CUCGCUACGCGGACCUGUGGCGUACGCGUACCACUCCGAGACAGCAGGCGCGUGCGAGAGCAGCCCGGCGAGGAUGGGGCGGAUCCCGUGCUGCGAGAAGGACAGCGUCAAGCGCGGGCAGUGGACGCCCGAGGAGGACAACAAGCUGCUCUCCUACAUCACCCAGUACGGCACGCGCAACUGGCGCCUCAUCCCCAAGAAUGCCGGACUGCAGCGAUGCGGGAAGAGCUGCCGGCUCCGGUGGACCAACUACCUGCGUCCCGACCUCAAGCACGGUGAGUUCACGGACACCGAGGAGCAGACCAUCAUCAAGCUGCACUCCGUCGUUGGCAACAGGUGGUCGGUGAUCGCGGCGCAGCUGCCGGGUCGGACGGACAACGACGUCAAGAACCACUGGAACACCAAGCUGAAGAAGAAGCUGUCCGGGAUGGGCAUCGACCCCAUCACGCACAAGUCCUUCUCGCACCUCAUGGCCGAGAUCGCCACCACGCUGGCGCCGCCGCAGGUGGCCCACCUCGCCGAGGCCGCGCUGGGGUGCUUCAAGGACGAGAUGCUCCACCUCCUCACCAAGAAGCGCCCCACCGACUUCCCGUCGCCCGCGGUGCCCGACAUGUCGGCGAUCGCGGGCGGCUCCGGCGUCGCGGCGCCCUGCGGCUUCCCGGCGCCGCCCCAGACCGACGACACCAUCGAGCGCAUCAAGCUGGGCCUGUCCCGCGCCAUCAUGAGCGAGCCCGCCGCGCCCCCCGGCAAGCAGGAGCAGCCCUGGGCGCCGGCCGACUUGCCGGAGGGGCUGCCGGGGAUGUACGCCACGUACAAUCCCGCCUCGCACGGACACGAAGAGUUCCGCUACGACAACGGGACAGUGCCGGAGUACGUCCUCGGCGGCGGCGGCGGCGCGGACCAGGGCACGUCGAUGUGGAGCCACCAGAGCAUGUACAGCGGGAGUUCGGCCACGGAGGCCGCGCCCAGGCCGGCGGAGGUGUUGCCGGAGAAAGGCAACGACAGCGUCGGGAGCAGCGGCGGCGGCGAGGAGGCGGACGACGUCAAGGACGGCGGGAAAGGCGGCUCCGAUAUGUCCGGCCUGUUUGGAUCCGACUGCGUACUUUGGGACUUGCCCGACGAGCUGACCAAUCACAUGGUGUGAUCAAUACCGUUCGUGCGAAGUCGCCGGGAUCAAAGAGCGUUUCAUCAAAGGAGAAGAAGAAGAAGCACCAGAACAAAAUAUUGCCAAAAGGUUUCAUAAACUCGAAUAAGGAAUACGGAAAUCAUGUAUAUAAUUUUGUCAUUUGAUUAGAAGAAAUGUGCAUGUAGAACCGAGGAGACCAUUCAAUUUUAGUUUGGACUCCUCUGUUUCAGGAGCAAGUGCUCAGAGUAACGACAGUAACAGUGCAAAAAAACCGCAAAAUGUUGUCUCCAAUUCAACUCGAGUUGUCUAAUCAUGUCACUAUACAAAGGAAUUUCCCCCAUUUUCCCUGGAUUCCUUUGA